This is a messenger RNA of Lactuca saligna, 1497 nucleotides long. The record is from the annotation of a GenBank genome assembly. Lineage: Eukaryota; Viridiplantae; Streptophyta; Magnoliopsida; Asterales; Asteraceae.
AUGAACAUCAGCUCCGUGAAGCUAGAGACAAACCCUAGCGCAACCGCGUUCAGGUCUCUGAACGGAAGCGUUCGGAGCUACACAACGACCGGCCUUCCUCACGUCUCUCUUCACCACCACUCAUACCACCGGAGAAAUGCUUCAAUUUCAUGUUCAGCUUCUCCGAUCGUAACCCUGGAAGAAAGGAAGGGUGAAAUACCGAGUCGAAUCGGGUCAUUAGGUCAGGUAUCGGGAGUGUUGGGUUGCCAGUGGGGUGACGAAGGCAAGGGCAAGCUCGUUGACAUCUUGGCAAAGCACUUCGACGUCGUUGCUCGUUGUCAGGGUGGAGCAAACGCCGGACACACUAUCUACAACUCGGAAGGAAAGAAAUUCGCGCUUCAUCUUGUUCCCUCAGGGAUUCUCAACGAGGAGACGAUGUGUGUAAUAGGAAAUGGAGUUGUAGUCCAUCUUCCUGGACUUUUCCAAGAAAUUGACAACCUUGAAUCCAAUGGGGUUUCCUGUAAGGGAAGGAUCUUAAUUUCAGAUCGAGCUCACUUAUUGUUCGACUAUCAUCAAGAAAUAGAUGGCCUUCGAGAAGCUGAGCUAGCUAAAUCCUUCAUCGGCACUACCAAGAGAGGAAUCGGGCCAUGCUACUCCAGCAAGGUCAUCCGAAAUGGCAUAAGAGUAUGCGACUUGAAGCAUAUGGACACCUUUCCAGACAAGCUUGAUCUUUUGCUAUCAGACGCAGCUUCAAGAUUCCAGGGUUUUGAAUACAGCUCAGAAGUACUCAAAAAAGAAGUUGAAGUGUAUAAAAGAUUUGCAGAGAGGUUGGAACCAUUUGUUUGUGAUACUGUUCAUUACAUGAAUGAAUCCAUUUCACAGAAGAAGAAGAUUCUUGUAGAAGGUGGUCAAGCAACGAUGCUGGAUAUUGAUUUUGGGACUUACCCUUUUGUCACAUCUUCAAGUCCUUCAGCUGGUGGAAUCUGUACAGGACUUGGGAUUGCUCCUAGAGUCCUUGGUGAUGUGAUUGGUGUGGUAAAAGCAUACACUACUAGAGUUGGGUCUGGACCUUUUCCUACAGAGCUACUGGGUGAGGAUGGUGAUCUGCUCCGGCAAGCUGGGCAGGAGUUUGGCACCACCACCGGCCGCCCUCGCCGGUGCGGUUGGCUUGAUGUAGUUGCUCUGAAAUAUGUUUGUCAAAUUAACGGGUUUUCUUCUCUGAAUUUGACUAAACUUGAUGUGUUAUCGGAUCUUUCUGAGAUUAAGCUUGGUGUUUCUUAUAAGCAUACAAACGGGACACCUAUGAAUUCGUUUCCUGCUGAUUUAACUGAUCUUGAGGAGUCAAAGGUGGAAUAUGAAAGUAUGCCAGGGUGGCAGGCUGAUAUUUCGUCUGUAAGGAGCUAUGUGGAUCUUCCAAAGGCUGCACGUGAGUAUGUGGAAAGAAUAGAAGAACUUGUUGGUGUUCCGAUUCAUUACAUUGGUGUUGGACCUGGACGUGAUGCUCUUAUAUACAAAUGA